UGCGGCCGGUAUCUCCAUCCGUGGCCCUUUGGUCGUUCCUGGUUCUGAUGGCGGCGACAUAUAGUGAGGAGGCGGGAACCACCGAAGAGCAGGCGACCCGGGGCUGGGGCGACGAAAAGUGCCAUUAUUACGCGGGGGGCGAGGUGUAUCCCGGAGAGGCAUUGCGGAUGCCCGUCACUGACCACUCCCUCCACCUCAGCAAGGCCAAGAUUUCUAAACCAGCACCUGAUUGGGAAGGAACUGCAGUCAUCAAUGGAGAGUUUAAGGAACUGAAGUUAUCAGAUUAUGAAGGGAAAUACCUUGUAUUCUUCUUUUAUCCUCUUGACUUCACAUUUGUGUGUCCAACAGAGAUACUUGCCUUCAGUGACAGAAUUGAACAAUUCAGAGCAAUAAACACUGAAGUGGUAGCUUGUUCAGUUGAUUCACAGUUCACCCAUUUAGCAUGGAUCAAUACUCCGCGAAAAAAAGGAGGGCUGGGACCAAUAAAGAUACCACUCCUUUCAGAUUUGACACACCAGAUUGCAAAGGAUUAUGGAGUUUAUCUGGAAGAUCAAGGUCAUGCUCUCAGAGGCCUUUUCAUUAUAGAUGACAAGAAAUAUCUUCGACAAAUAACAAUGAAUGACCUACCUGUUGGCAGAUCUGUGGAUGAAACUCUUCGUCUAGUUCAAGCAUUCCAGUACACUGACAAACAUGGAGAAGUAUGCCCUGCUGGUUGGAAACCUGGCAGUGAAACAAUAAUUCCAGAUCCUGCAGGAAAACUGAAAUAUUUUGGGAAAUUUAACUAACCAUUUAUUUUAAAUACACAACUACAAAG
Molecule: messenger RNA, 814 nt
Organism: Gekko japonicus
Lineage: Eukaryota; Metazoa; Chordata; Lepidosauria; Squamata; Gekkonidae
Gene: PRDX4
Product: peroxiredoxin 4
Exons: 7
Coding region: 48-785 (245 amino acids)
Biological process (GO): cellular response to stress; hydrogen peroxide catabolic process; cell redox homeostasis
Cellular component (GO): cytosol; endoplasmic reticulum
Molecular function (GO): thioredoxin peroxidase activity
Source: RefSeq, a predicted model, not a curated record